Messenger RNA from Bombina bombina (fire-bellied toad), 1620 nucleotides. Its product is annotated as ribonuclease T2. The record is from RefSeq and is a predicted model, not a curated record. NCBI's taxonomy places the organism in Eukaryota, Metazoa, Chordata, Amphibia, Anura, Bombinatoridae. Gene Ontology annotation, molecular function: RNA binding; ribonuclease T2 activity. Gene Ontology annotation, cellular component: extracellular region. The transcript is spliced from 11 exons. Bases 439 to 1149 code for a protein of 236 amino acids. Gene Ontology annotation, biological process: RNA catabolic process.
ACAAAUGCACGAAUCAUCUAUACAAUAGCUUGUUCCUUGCCCGUUUUGUUGCCCAUUUCAUUCUUACAUUUGGGAUUCUGACGAAUGCCCAAAUCUGCAUAAAUUCAGAUGAAUCUGUAUUAAUCUGAGGCUGAAUUCACGUCUGUUAGAUCAAAAACAAUACUGACCGUCUUACUACCAUUAGCCCUAGGAUGGAAAGAAAAUAGAUUUAUAGAGAAGAACAUGAAAAUAUUUUAUUGACUAAAAGGGGAAGAAGAAAGAAAAACAGAACAAAGAAACGAAACUACCUAAAAUAUACAGAACCUGAAAAUAAUCCAGUGAUAUAUACCCAGCACAUGCUUAUUGUAUGAACCACAGAUUCAUGACACGCAGCUAACUCGUCCAGACGCAUCAAGGUAUUAGUUCCUAAUUUUUUGUUUGGAGGACUGUUCAGUAAAGAUGUCACAACCCUUUGCUGUGUACUUCGCGUUGCUGCUUUCCUUAGGUUUCUGUCAGGAAAAUUUACGCAGUUGUAAAUGGGAUUGUCUUAUCUUUGCACAGAUGUGGCCAGGGUCCUUCUGUCCUUAUUCAGGCAAUUCUUUCAAGUGUCAGAUCCCUCAAUUUGUCAACAGCUGGACCAUACAUGGCUUAUGGCCCAAUGGAGUCACUCAUUGCUGUGACUGCUCGGUCCUAUUCCAGUCACACUUAGAGAAUAUCGAAGGGGAUAUGUCUAUUUACUGGCCGUCUUUUACGAAUGAUACCAACUUCUUCUUUUGGAACAAUGAGUGGACAAAGCAUGGAACAUGUGCCAUAUGUGAUGAACGAUUAAGUUCCCCAGAAAGAUAUUUUGGAGCAUCUCUAAAGCUUUACCAAUCACUCAAUAUUCAGAGAGCUCUAAUGACAGCAAAUAUUGUGCCGACAUGCAACCAAACGUACAAGUAUCUAGAUAUUCUACAUGUUCUACAAGCUGAGAUGGGAAACAAUUUGAAAGUGCAAUGUUCGACCGACUCAAAGGGUCGGCAAUUGCUCAACCAGGUCAUGUUCUCUCUUUAUCCCAACCUGACCUCUGGCAGCUGCUCGCACUUAGGAUUACCAUAUAACUCCUGUGAUAGUCAAAAAAUUCUCUUCCCCCCAAUAAACUACGACCCCCCCCAUGAUCCCUGUCCUUAAAGGGAAAGUCUACUUGAAAAUGCUUAUUGUUUAAAAAUAAGAUAGAUAAGAUAGAUAAUCCCUUUAUUACCCAUUCCCCAGUUUUGCACAAAGAGGGGAAUGUAGGGCUAUAUUAUUUAGGCCCUGUACUGUGCCUUAUCUCUAUGCUAUAUUAUUGUACACUGUUAUAGGCCCACAUUGGCUUAUUUCACUAUUACUGUAACUUUCCAGUAUCAUAACCUUUGUGUUGCUUUGCAUAUGCAUUGCUAAAUGAGCUGUUCUGCUGACAACCACAUAUUACUAAUCAUAUGUCAGGUGCUGAUGAGAAGAAUAUAUUGUUUACUGCUGACAAUGAUAUUAUGUAUUACUGACAAACUCACAUGAUAUAUCCAAAUGUGAUACACCUAUAUAUGGCAAAAUCAUACUUACUUCUGCUUUUUGUAAAACGAUAAAACCUUUGUGUUGCUACAAAUAAAUCAGAAUUGCCAAGAA